This is a messenger RNA of Dreissena polymorpha, 11154 nucleotides long. RefSeq names its product neogenin-like. The record is from RefSeq and is a predicted model, not a curated record. The coding region runs from base 472 to 5073 and encodes 1533 amino acids. Gene Ontology annotation, cellular component: membrane. The transcript is spliced from 32 exons. Gene Ontology annotation, biological process: cell-cell adhesion. Gene Ontology annotation, molecular function: protein binding. NCBI's taxonomy places the organism in Eukaryota, Metazoa, Mollusca, Bivalvia, Myida, Dreissenidae.
UGAAAUCAGUCGCGCCGUGACCCCAGUCUCGUUUUCGAAUCAAAUAUGGCGUCGAAAAGUCUGUGCUGUAAAUAAGUUGAUGGUAUAUGAACAAUUGUAAUUAAUUCAUGCCUUGCACACGUUUCAAAGGUUCCGGAACAUAAUGAUGACAUAUUCUAAAAAGCAUACUUGAUCUGAAUGAGGAAAUAAUCUACCUACAACACGAGAAAGCCAACAGCAUCAUUAAAGAUAACCCAAGACAACAAAAGCAAAUAUAAGCUGACAGCAUCCAGAAAACUUCAUUUCUUACUAGACUGGACAAGUCUUGAAAACACCAUAAAUAGUUGCAACAGUUAUCUAGCAAAGGGACAAUAAAGACAAAUAAAACUGGAGAAAAAAGCAUUAACUGGGUAGUUUAAUGUCAAAUGUUGGAAUACAUGGCAGACCAAUAGCUUGAAUGAUUUUCGUAACUAGACAGACUUGGAAGCAAGGAUGGGAUUUACCCAAAAGAAAAAAAAUGAGUGCAAAGAGUGUUUUGUGAUGAAAAGUGGAUAUGUGUUGAUUGGAUUAAUGUGCCUUUUGCUGCCAGUUUGUGAAGGCAAUGGCAGCGCUACAUUUACAAACUUCUACUUCGCGAAGGAGCCCACAGAUGUGAUCGGCUUCAAGGGGGGCUCACUCCGUCUGCCCUGCUCUGUAAUUCACGCUAAUCGAGGUGCUCCAAUAAUCAACUGGUACAAAGAUGGCCAGCUGCUUGUGACAGGUUCCAGAGUUUCUAUAGAGAAGGACGGAAAUCUUCUGAUCUCAGACAUUGUGGAUAGGAAGUCUGAUGCAGGGAGUUACCACUGCAGCGCCACCUGGGAAGGGCAGAUCAUCCUCAGUAGGAAAUGCAAGGUUCUUAUUGCUGGCAUGGAACGUGGUUUUCUUGUGGAGCCGACAAAUGUGGAGGUAUAUCUGACAGACACAGCAAUGUUCCAGUGUGCAAUAGACUCUGUGCCUAGUGCUAACAUCACAUGGUAUAAAGAUGAUGCGUUGGUGACAGACCGCACAGGAAAGUUCCGCACCUAUCCGGAAGGGGUCCUGGAGGUGUCCGAUGUACAGUUCGGGGACUUUGGCACCUACUCCUGCCAGGCCGAGGGGGUCGAUAGGCCAAGGCGGAGUCAGGCCGUCAAACUGCUGCAGAAAAAAGCUGUUGUCGGGGACACCUUCGAAGGGUUUGCGCCCAACUUCACUCUGAAACCGCGGGACACGUCCGCCAUGGUGGGGUCAAAGGUCAUCCUGUUCUGUGGCGCGUAUGGGCUCGGCUCGGACAUGACAAAGCCCAAGAUCACCUGGCUGAAAAACGAACGCACCAUUGACCUAAACAAGGACGGCCGUGUGACAAUGAUAGGCGGGGGUAACCUGCAGAUUUUGGACGUCAAAUUUAGUAUGAAAGAAGGGGAGGAAUCGGAUGAUGCCACCUACAUGUGCAGAGCGGAGAACGACUUAGAUUCUAACGAUGCUGAGGCCAAACUUGAUGUUCUUGUUCCGCCAGUGUUCACGGUGACGCCACAGGAUCAGCUCGCCCACGAGAAGCAGGACAUUCAGAUCCUGUGUCAGGCCUCAGGACACCCCCGCCCCAGGGUGUCGUGGUACCGCAACGGGCACAGGAUCUCCAGCGAGAAUGAGGACUAUAUCAAGAUAGUGGAUGAGAACAGUCUUCGAAUCCUGGGAUUAAUGAUGCAAGAUUCAGGGUACUACCAAUGCUUUGCUGAGAAUUCAAUCGGGAGCAUACAGGCUACAAUGCAGCUGAAAGUCAUUCAAACAAAUUCUGGACUCUCCAACAAUCCGUCCAACCCAUCCAUUAUCUACCACGUGUAUCGCUCCGGUGCAAUGAGCGCCACCAACCCAGAAGAUAUUCCGUCUCCCCCAACGACACUAGCGGCGGCCAUUGUUGCCACGCGAUAUGUCACCCUGACCUGGGAACCUCCCACUAAAAAGGGUGCGAACGUGGAGUACAUGGUUAGAUGGCAGGAAACUGGGUCAGACAGGGAGAGGGUAGCCAACACGUCCCAGACGGAGAUGAACGUCUUGUUCCUCAAGCCCAAUGCCGAGUACACAUUCUGGGUGUCUGCCUUCAACCAGUAUGGGGUCACACAGGUGCCUGCCACUGUCAAGGUCAAAACACUAGAAGAAGAGGAUGUGCCGACAGAGCCUAUCAACGUGAGUGCCCUCCCCCUGACCCCUAAGAGCAUCAAGGUCACGUGGGGGGAGCCCCUGCAGACCAAGGGCAGACUACUCAACUACGCCAUCUACUAUUAUGUGGACGGCGAUACAGAAGAGGAACAGACGUCUAUUGACACCACCAAGAGGGAGCAUCUGUUCACAGACCUGCAGGAGUACCAGGAAUACACAUUCCGCGUCAUUGCCAACAACACCAACGGCAUAGGAGUCUCCUCCCCUGAGGUCACUGCAAGGACGUUCUCCGACGCUCCUUCUGAUGCGCCACAGAAUUUUACCAUUGAGACUGCAAGCUCUACAAGCCUUGUGGUAAGAUGGCAGGCCCCAAAAGAGGAACACCAGAACGGCAAAAUCACGGGCUACAAGAUACGUUACAAGAAGAAAGGGGCCAAGCAGGGGUCCACCGUUACCACGGCAGGGGAUCGCAUCCUGUACGCACUUACGGAUCUAAAGAAGGACACGCAGUACCAGGUUCGAAUCUCCGCCCAGACUGUCAAUGGUAGUGGACCACCCACGGACUGGCUCACUGGGAAAACAUAUGCUGAUGAUCUUGAUGAGACAGCAGUACCGGAAAUCCCGGACAGACUUGUGGUCCGGCCUGGUCCAAACUCCCUGCUCGUUCAGUGGGUUCCCAACAGACGGUCAAAGUACCUUGUGCGCGGCUACUACCUUGGCUAUGGGAAAGGGAUUGCCGAUGUGUAUAGACAGGUGUUUGAUGCGUCCACGUUUGAUUACACAAUUGAGAAUCUUCACCCGGCUUCCGAGUAUGUUGUCUCCAUCCGUGGUUACAACAAUGUGGGUGAGGGACCCCCAAGAUAUGACACUGUCUUCACCCUGGAAGAAACAGCCGAGGAGCUGGUCACCCCAAUGCUUCCCCCUAUUGGCCUGAAGGCUAUGGUGCUCUCGUAUGACUCGGUAGUGCUCACGUGGACUGAUAACUCACUGGGGAAAAUACAGAGGAUCACCGACAAUCGCUUCUAUACCAUCAGAUAUACGACCAUGCCAAGCCGAGGUCGUUACCGUUACGAGAACAGCACGGAGUUGGUGAAGCAUAUCAACGACCUGCGACCCGACACAACAUACGAGUUCAGUAUCAAGGUCACCAAGGGGCGGCGAAGAAGUACCUGGUCCAUGGCUGUCACAAACAAGACUAAUGAAAAUUCCCCAGGAACCAUGCCUAGGGACCUUACUCCAGUACCCGUGGAGGGCAACCCUCUGUCUGUGACCUUGAACUGGCAGCCACCACAGCGACCCAAUGGCCUGAUUACUGAGGAUGACCCAAUUGAAAGUUACCUAGUGUUCUACACGACAGACAACACAAAGGACGACCGAGACUGGGUGGUAGAGGGCGUCCUGGGAGAGAAGCUCUCCAUGACCAUCACUGACCUGACCCCCGACACGACAUACUACUUCAAAGUGCAGGCAAGAAAUAGCAAGGGCUACGGGCCCAUGUCUCAAACUAGAUUCUACAAAACUCCCAAAGGUUCAGCCAUAGUGGAUAUCAGGAAGACAGUCCCAGGUGGAGGUCCAGGCCUGGGACCUAGUGAGGUUACAAAUGAAGGUACUUCUGCUGAUGGUGGUGAUGACAAGAAGGGUGGGGUAGGGGGCCUGUCACAGAAUGUGAUGAUCAUCAUCAUUGCGUGUGUGGUGGGUGCCACCUUUUGUAUAGUGGUGGCAGUAAUCACAGUCUUCUUGUGCAGGCGAAGGGAACCGGCUGAUAGGAACAGAAUGACCAGUUUGUACAAGGGCUCGCCACAGAAGUCUAAGUCCCCCAAGCCCUCAGGCCCUUCUAUCGAGGGUCAGCCACCUGACCUCUGGAUAAAUCACGAUAAGCUGAGCAAGGAUGAUCGGGUCGAGUCUUCCAUCUCUGUAGCUUCCACCAGACGUAACUCACUGAGCAGCGUGCAUACAAACAUACCUGCAGACAUCUACACCCAGUCAGGCAGUGAGGCAGAGGAAAGACUGCUUCCCCCCAGCUAUAACCAGCUUCCCAACAGUCAACAACGCAACAUCAUCCGACCUAAACCUCUCAAGUUGUCAGUGGAUGCCCAGACACACAUCAGAGAGCCUGUGGCCACAGUAUCUGCCUACCCCAAUGGCAACAUCAUGGCCCGGUACACUUCGGGCACCAACAGACCGCCCAGUCCAGACGAGGACUCUGGUGUGAUCCCCAUGCGCCCGGUGUACCCACGAACCCAGUACCAGAUGCAAUACGCAGCACAGGGGCCGCCCAGGGUCAAUGCUGGGGACUUCUCUAAUACCUCAUAUCGUUUGGUUCCCUGCAUGGAAGAUGAUGAUCAUUGUCACCCAGAAGCUUACGAUGACUCACAAAUGCACAGAGUUGGCUAUGGUGGAUUCUCCACUCCCUCUCAUCACGGCUCGCUUACAAGGCGUCACAAAACACGCACUCCCAUCACUGGCAUUGCUAGCCCCGUUAAGCACAUGUCCUCUAAUGACGUCUCGAACUCUGAGACGCACCAUUGCCAACAGUUUCAUAUGGCAAUGGUUCAUUCGAAUUCUGGGACAUUAGGUCGUACCCGCUCACCCUUUAGGAGUUUUAGUGUUGAUGGCCCUACGGGCGGCAAGUCUAGCACACCUAAACAUAUAGUAAAGCCACAGCAGAUGGCAACCCCUUUCAAGAAGGUGCAUACAGCGCCACCUAUAGUUAGUGGACCAAUCAAACCUCGAGCAAUGAUGGCCCCCAUAGUGUCCCCUAAGUCUUCACCGGAUGUAUUGAAAUCAGGACACGAUGAGAAGGACAUUACAAAGGUUGGCCAUAAAUCACUGAGUACAGAGGAACUGACAGCAGAAAUGGCCAAUCUUGAGGGACUCAUGAAAGAUCUGAAUGCAAUCACACAGCAGGACUUUGAAUGCUAGUGUUGGGUUUCCAUGGUGAAUUUAUUUGUGCAAAAUAUUACUAGUACUUAACCAACCUAGUUCUGGUUUGCAUAGGUGAAAAAUGUUCUCUUUUCAUAAGGAUGGCAUAUUAAAUUCAAAAGGCUGAAUGGCUUGGUUAGUUAAUGUGUGCAAAUUAUUGAAAACACGUCUGAUUUCAGUGGUAGGUUGUUGUACAAUUACUUUGAAAACUAGUGCUAUUUUCCAUGGUGAUUAAUAGUGCACAGAAGAGGACUUUGAAAAUGAGUGCCUGUUACCAGUGUGUGAUAAUUAGUGCACACUAACCACAUGACUGUGAAUUCAAGCGCUGGUUUUCAUGUUGGUUAAGAGUGAAGGCCUAAGCUGCCAUUAGGGAUUUUUAGCAUGAUAAGAUGUUAGUUUGAAUUCUUUUAUUAUUGUAUGUUCACGCAUCGGGUCUUAAAAUUUUAGCGAUGGAUGCCAAGUUCAAUCAUUGUAUAUAGCUGCAUACAUUCAUACACAUGUUUCCAUGGACACUUUGAACAGCGCAGAAGCAGCAUCUCAAAUAUGAAUCAAAGACUGUGUGAAUGAAAAUAAGAUAUUAAACAAUUUGUCAUAUUUGUCAUUCCUGUACAUUCAAGGGAAUGAUUCAUGAAAAACAAAUGUUUUAAAUGUUCAUUGUUAUUUGAGUGAUCUUAAUAAGUUAAGAACAACUCCCAGAAAGAGCUAAUGUUUAGGAUAUAGCAAAACAGAUAUGGAACAUUCUGUUAUUUUGACAUUAAGUAGCAGGACUAGAAUCAUCAAAUUAUGAAGAUAUUUCAUAGCAUAAUUGAGAUCUCUUAUGGGACUGGUGUUGAUAAGAUUGGUAAAUUGUGGUGUAAGUUUGUUUACUCAAGCUGAGUUUUGUGUAGGAAAUUCACAGAUCGGAAUAGAAAAUGAAGCAAAGAAAGUUUAAUCCAUCUGGUAAAUGAACAGAUAAAUAACUGCAAACCGAGCGCAAAGGUUAUUACUACAAAAGGAGCACAAAGGUAAUGCCUCAAAAAGGCUUUGGUAACGAAACUUUGGUAGAAAUAUAUUUUACUAGAACUACCAAGGUUUUGUCUUAAAUGUGGGUAUGAAUAUGUGAGCAGUGGAUGACAAAUAUUCAGGUAAAUAAAUUGAACCCAAACCAUGAAAAUAGAGUCAGUUGAUUAAGGUACAUUUUUGGUUGUCCAUUCACACUAGAGAAAAUGGCUAAAUGAAUAAGAGCUACAAGACAGAGUUGACUGUGAAAUAGCAAUAUUAAAGUUUUGAUGAAAGCAAGAGAAGCCCAACAAUCGACUCCAGGGAAAGCAGUGCAACGUCUUCUAGAAACUGCAAGAAGUUUUGGACAAUUUUUGAAGGCUCGCUGAAGAUUGUUCGUUUGACUUAAUCAGAAAUCAAAAACAAUAAAAUAAACUAUGUUCUUCUAGAAAAUGUAUGUUAUUUAGAUGUAUAGCAUCAUUGUCAUAAACAGACAGUGCAAAAUCGUCAUGAUGUUUUACUGAAACAAACACCAGACUUAGAAGGCCUUUGAUUCGAUAAGCUUACUGGAUAGCAGAGAUAUUGUACCAAACUGGAAAAUUUUUAUAAGAGAUAUGGAAUGACUUUGGUUUAAGAGGUCCAGAGACUUUGCCAUAGCUUAUUUGCUGUUAUGUACAAAUACAGAGGGUCUGAUGUAUGUGUUGUAUGUCUUGGUAUUGGGGCAAUGAAUAUUUUAGGUAUUUAGUUUUAAACAAAGUGAUCAUCACUGCUGUUCCAUUUAUAUGUGUCUUUUUUAACCAGGUUUUCCGAAGGAAAAAACUGGUUAUUAGAUUGGCGAAUGCGGGCGGGCUGGCUGGCUGGCUGGCUGGCUGGCUGGCGGGCUGGCUGGCUGGCUGGCGGGCUGGCGGAACAAGCUUGUCCGGGCCAUAACUAUGUCGUUCAUUGUCAGAUUUUAAAAUCAUUUGGCACAUUUGUUCACCAUCAUUGGACGGUUUGUCGCGCGAAAUAAUUACGUCGAUAUCUCCAAGGUCAAGGUCACACUUUGAGUUCAAAGGUCAAAAAUGGCCAUAAAUGAGCUUGUCCUGGCCAUAACUAUGUCAUUCAUUGUGAGAUUUUAAAAUCAUUUGGCACAUUUGUUCACCAUCAUGGGACGGUGUGUCGCACGAAAGAAUCACGUCAAUAUCUCCAAUGUCAAGGUCGCCAGGACUAAAAAUAUAUUUUUUUUAAAAACAAACUUACAAAGGGGUUAAUUUUGUUUGUUCAUUUCAAAAGUUCAGUUUGAGUUUUCUCCCUUUAUCAGAUUUUUUUUUCACAAUGAAAACCUGGUUUUGUGACAAUUUUGUCCCUUGUUAACAUUUAUGUUGUUUAUUAUGUAUUUUUUUAAUAAAAAUUAUAAUCAUAAACUUGAUGAUUCUCACAAACAGUGACAUAUGUAUGUCUUAAAGCCAGUUGUUUCUUUAUUUUUGUUUUUAAUAUAAUAUUGUAAAACAUUUUCUUAAUUUAUAUAACUUGCCUGAGAAAUUUACUAGUUUCGUUUGUAUACAAAUUCAAAGUCAACUUCAAUAUUAUUUUUUGUAGUUUUUGUCUGCAACUUAUUUGAAUGAUGUUGUUCAACGUUUAAACAAAUAAAAAGGUUCAAAUAUAGAUAAACUAACUGUGUCAUAAUUUAUUUGAUAAUAGAUCUUCACAAUGUAUUUGUUAAUAAUUUUUUUUUACUGCUUAAUCUUGUCUCAAAUUGUGUAGCUUUAAGCAGAAAAUGUUAUAAUUGUUCGAAUUUUGUAUGGAUUUAAAUGUGGUCAUUGUACAUUUGACAUUUUGUGAACUUUUAUUUGUAUCAUGUGUCAUAAUAUUUUAUUCAUUGUCAUCAUAGUGUGUUAUAAAUUUUGUACAUAUACAUUUUUUUGCUGGCAUACAUUUUUCAUAUCAACAAGACAUAAUUUGUCAUCACAGAAAAGUCAUUUAUGACUUAGAGAUAAGGUUAAGCAUGCAGAUAUUAGAUGAUAAUCAAUAAUGCUAUCUAUUUGGUGAUAGUGCUCAAGACCACAUAUUUGAUUAUGUUUAUUGUUGAAACCAUGAUGAAUUAGAUACAAUUCUAUCAAGUUUUAAUUGUGGUGUACAGUGUUUCAUUUUUAUGCUCCCCGAAAUAAAAUUUCCGCGGAGCAUAUAUUACCAGUUCCUUCCUUCCUUCCUUCCUUCCUUCCUUCCUUCCUUCCUUCCUUCCUUCCUUCCUUCCUUCCUUCCUUCUUUCCUUCCUUCCUUCCUUCCUUCCUUCCUUCCUUCCUUCCUUCCUUCCUUCCUUCCUUCCUUCCUUCCGUCUCACUUUUGUUACCUUUUUUCAUAGCGCCUUCAAUACUUUACCGAUCUCUUUCAUAUUUGGCAUGUAGGUACCUUGCAUGGACCUCUACCUUUUGAUGAGGUUUGAGGUCACUGGGUUCAAGGUCAAGGUCACCAAGGCUAAUAAUAGAUUUUCCGUCACGCUUUUGUUACAGUUUCUCAUAGGGCCUUCACUACUUUACCGAUCUCUUUCAUAUUUGGCAUGUAGUUACCUUGCAACGACCUCUACCUUUUGAUGAGGUUUGAGGUCACUGGGUUCAAGGUCAAGGUCACAAAGACUAAUAAUAUAUUUUUUUAGGUGGUUAUUAACACAUCGAUUGACAAAGCGCAUCAUCGGGGAGCAUCCAUCGUUUCCAACGAUACUUGUUUUUGCUGAUUUUAUUUGUUCAAAAUGAUUCUUUUUAAUACAACGUAUAUAUUGAACAUGAUUAUAAAUAUAUACUUAUGCUAAGUUUUACCACACUUAAACAUCAUUAAUUUAAAACUUGAAGUUAUUUGUUAAACCAUAGUUACUUCAGAAACUGCACAUGCUUUGUAUUUAUAAAAGCAAUGUGUUGUUAGUAUAAUAUGUUUUUACUGUAUUGACUUUAUAUUUGAGUUUAUUUUAAACUUCUGUUUUUGUAAUAUUUACAUUUAUAUUUACACCAUCAGUGUUGUGAACAAACAUUUUAUACUAUUUUACAAUGGAAAUUUUUUUGUGUGUCCAUUUUGAUUAAGAAUGAACAAACAUCCAUACAUAAUAAGAUUUGUUUAUGUUGUUAAACUGAAUAUUAUGUACACAAAAUGUAAUUGUUUUAUUAGGAGAAAUAUGAUCUUCAGCUAACCAAACAAACUUAUCAUAAAAUAUACUUCUCUUCGGUAAUAUUAUUUGUGUAAAACACAAACAUGAAUUAGCUUAAAACAAAUAAAACAAAACUUGUAUUAAUUAGUAUAUUGACCUAUUUAUUUGAAUUACAUUCUUGGUUGUAUUUAUUUUGCUUACAUAGUGUGUGACAUGAUUUAAAGAGAUAAAUACGAGUAACAAACAAGCUUCAAUACUUGUCAAAACACAUUCAGGUAAAGAAUGUUUUAAUCAUUUUCAAGAAAUGAUGAAAAUGUAUAUCAUUUCUAUUGAUUUAAUAGGAACCGUUAAUUUUUUUAUUACAUUUAUUGCUUUAGAUGACUGAUUUUAAAUGUUUAAAUAUUUCAUGGUCAAUAAUAAUUGGAUGUUUAUCAAGUGUGAUAUAUUUUGAAGCCGUAAUAUUUAGCAACACUGAUACAACUGUAUAUUAUUUUCGUUUAUUUAAAUAUGCCAACAAUUGUAAUUAUUAUUAUUGUAAUUGCUAGUACAGUAAGUACAUUUCAAAUUUAAUGGCAGCAUAAUGCACAUAUUCUUGUGUUGUGAAUGUUAAAGAUUUUUAGACACAUGUCCGGGUUUAUGCAUGCAAUUUUGUCCAGAUUGCAGUUAACAAUCGUAUUUAUCCAGCUGGAAACUUGAGAAAUUUGACAUCGACUUUCUAUAGUGGUAUUUUCAUAUUCAUUCACAUAUUCACUGUAUCCUCAACAUUUAUAAGUAUGUAUCGAGAAAACAAACACAAUUAAAUUCUUUACACUUGUUUAUUUUACAGGAUUUUAACUUGGUAUUCAAAUGGCAUUGAUUUGUGAAAUUACAGCCGUCCUAAAAGUUAUCUUUCAAAAUGAUUUAUGACUUGUAUUAAUGUUUUAGAUUUUUAUGUUAUUAAUUUUUAGCGAGGCUGUUUUCGGAGAAAACCCGAGGUAUUGUCAUAGCCUGCUCGUCGUCCGCCGUCUUGCUAAAACCUUUACAUUGGCCCUAAAAUCAAAGUGCCUCCUACAAUUUUGAAACUUCAUAUGUAGAUGCACCUUGAUGAGUUCUACACGCCACACCCAUUUUGGGUCACUAGGUCAAAAGUCAAGGUCACUGUGACCUCUAAAAUAAGCACACAAAAAACUUCUGACAAGCUUUCACAGCCUAGCUUGGCACCUGUUAUGCGGUGCUCUUGUCAUGUAAUUGCGGUUAACAUUGCUGGUUACGUUGUUGUGUUUAACACAUACAUACAAGUUGUGUGCCUAUGUAAUUUGCAACAUAACAGUAUAUUCCGUUGUAAACAAUGUUUAUUUACCUAUAGUCCUAUACACACAACGAAUAGAUAAGAAAGGUUACGAGUGAUUCCGAAAUUGGUAAUACGUCAUACCUAAGAGGUUUCAAUACAGAUUUCACUACUUCUUGCCACAUUUUUUACACGGGACACUCAUUCGGGAAAGGGGAAUUUUGAUUUUCAGAUGGCGGUUAUUGCAUGGGUUUUAUGUGACCAGUUCUCAGAUCAGAGGUCCUUGUUCAAAUACAUUUCUUGAAUAAUAAUAAUUAUGCAGGGAUCUCUAGUCAUUCAAGAAUUGUAUAACAUUUGCAUGUAAUAACGUAACAAACUUCCACGACCUCCCAGUUUAUACAUCUACUCUCCAACAUUUUCCAAAGUUCAACCAUCCACUUUUUCUGCAAUUUUCGUUCGAGAAAGUUCUCAUGCAAUACAUGUCGUCAGUUGGCUCAUGCAAAUUGAAAAUUUUAGCUUUCCGUUUCCAAAGCAUGCAUGAAGCUGCGUCUUCGUAUCAACAUACUUUUGUAUCAACUUCAUCAAUCUUUUGUUGAGUAUUUAUGUAUUACUUGUGUGCUUUUCAAUCAAGUGAUGAGGGCUAAAAUAUUCGUAACUGUGUACAUCCUAUGAACAAAGUACAUGUACAUGUAAUUGUCAAAAUAAAAUACGAUAAUAUGGC